AUGCUCAAGCUCCCUGCUCCAGUUCUCGGGGGCUCAUUCGGGCCAGAAGUGCUCCUAGACGACCACUUCAAAGACAGGAAAUUCUUCAGACAAGGGAGGGGCAAGCCUUCUAAAGCAAAGACGUGCGAGACCAAAAGCACGGCCGGACAUAUCCCCCCUAAUGUCCCUCGACGCCGCCCACCACCGCUAGCCCCGCCGCCGUUAAGAAAGCCACAAAAAGGAAAGCACAAAUGUAAGCCGCUGUUCCAAAAUAGCGCAAUGGUAACGCGGUCUGAUGAUAAGUCAAAAGUUCUGCUAACUGCUGAUUCACGACCAAGUGAUGACGAAAGAGGAAUUUUCGCUUCCGUCCCCAUUGAAAAAUCGGGGCGUUUCGUCAGUCAGGUCGGCGAUUUGAGGUAUCUAUGUACUACAGUACGCGGAUUGUCGGGAGAGGUAGUUUUUUGCAUGCAGCACAUUGACAGUGUGUCAAACUGCAUAGGAGCCCAGAUGCCCUCUCUGACAAUCAAGCAUCUUUGCAUCUUCACACUUGUCCCUCCGUUCUACUCCAACUCGCGUCUUGCAAUCUUACAAAUGUCGUUUUGUCGGACUCGGAUGAACUUUGCUCGUUGGCUGGAGCAGCGAUGUCUCUGUCUACAAGCGCCAUCUCCUACCUCGCGCAAGAAACACGCCUUCAAACGCGACGGUUUGUACCUGUUGACGCAUGUGUUGUGGGUCGGUCUGAGCUUCAUGUGUCACUUUGAUAGAAGUCCGUGCGCCUCAAGUCGAGCUUUAUCUUGCCGCAAUCUUCCUUCCAACAUCUUUCUCAAGACACUUGCUAUCACAACACCCUCCACAUCUGGUAAGUGUUAUGAAGAAGCGUCGCAUCUGUUGAUUGUUGAUUCCUAUAAUUACAUAAUCACUUACAAUCAUAGUAAUUGUGGUUGUGAUUAUUAUACGUGUGAUUAUGUGAUUGUGAUUAAUCAACAAUCAACAGCUAUGACUACGAGCCAGCAGAGUGUUGAAGAUGUCUCUGGCAUGGCUUCGACGACCGAAGCGGCAGAUGAAUCAAGGGCUACACCCUCUAACUCGAACAUUACCAUACCGCCUUCCGCCCCUAACGCGCAAGCGACCGGACUUUUCGACCUCUCAGCCGAACUGCGGAACCAAAUCUACGAAUAUGUCCUCGUCGAUUCAUGGCUACACAGGCCGAUGGUAAUCGCGAGCAGUCUUUCGAACACCUUCCCCUCGCGGUCCAGACGGCGUCAAAUCCAUCACGAGGCAACUGCCAUGUUCUACGGUCGCAAUGCUUUCAUUGUAGCAUGGCAGCACCCCUGUAGCCCGUUCAACGAGUCCACGAUUCGUCAUGUCCGCAUCCUCAGGCUCUUGUCCAGUACCCUCGAUUUCCAGUUCUCACAGCAGCGGAAAGACAGCUUCCGCAAAGGUCUGGCGCAACUGGCAUCGUGGGCAGGUUCUUUGAAAUUCGAGACACUCGAAUUCGAAUUCUCCGACGGCUUUGACAGACUACUUUCCCGCCACUGCAAAUACGAGGUGGUCGCGAAGGAAUUUCUUGGUUUUGUCUCGGCUAUGAUGGAGACACGAGGAAUGGAGGCAAUGCAGGCGGUGCAAAAGGUCGAACUUAUUCCUGGACAUUUCGGGAAAGAGCUUGUGGAGACAGGCCAGGAAGGCGUGGAUAUCAUCGACGAUGCUGUCCGUCACAACCCAAAGCUUCGAGGCCGCCUUUUGGAGCUGCUUAGUAAGAAGCCAGAUCUCGAGGAAUUCUACCGACACAAGACCGCGCCACCAACGGGAAGACACCUCAGGAGCCACUUUUUCUCGCGUCACCGACUUCCUGGCCUCAUUGCGCGACAUCUGCGCCCGGGAUUACUUUGCGGACGAGCUCACUUAUUCAAAAAGCACGGCUAUCCUCCAAAGUUUGCGUUCAUCAUGACUAUUUCCGAGCUCUUUCCCAUCGCCCAUCUUGGAAGAAUACUUCCCUAUCGGAAGGGCAACGGGAACGGUAUCCUUGCCGGUCUGAGAGUGCAUCGCCUCACUUCUAGGAGGAUCUGGACUGUUUUCUUCUGGCCGAAAACCUCGACAUUGCUUUACCACUCGUUUCUGGCGUUCGUCUUCCUUGCCGAUGAGCAGCAGAUGGCAUGGAAAGAUCGUGGAGAAUGGGAAGGUGUAAUUUAG
Molecule: messenger RNA, 2169 nt
Organism: Pseudocercospora fijiensis CIRAD86
Lineage: Eukaryota; Fungi; Ascomycota; Dothideomycetes; Mycosphaerellales; Mycosphaerellaceae
Exons: 19
Coding region: 1-2169 (722 amino acids)
Source: RefSeq, a predicted model, not a curated record